AUCGGUAAAACUUCUAGAGUUAUUUUAUUUCUCGUGCACGAACCGCAAACAUGUGGGGCGAUUGCAAAUACAAAAUAUUAUUUUCAUCUCUAAUACUCUGUCUAAUCCAUAAUGGAAGUGGAUUAUCUAGGAUUGAUCCGCUAGUGGAUUCUAAAGUUGGAUUAAUCCGUGGUUUGAGAGCAUCGGAUGGCGAUUACUCCAUGUUCAUGGGUAUACCUUACGCUACUGUUGACAAGAGCAAUCCUUUUGGGCCAGCUACGCCUCACCCGGUCUUUGACGACAUCUUUGAAGCUUAUGAUGAUUCAGCAAUAUGUCCACAAAUUGAAGAAUUCAAUAAUACUAUUGUAGGAACGUUGGACUGCCUUCACAUAAAUAUCUAUGCACCAAAUUCUGCCAAUUCAAGGAACCGAUUACCAGUUGCUGUCUGGAUCUAUGGCGGCGGAUUUUCAAUUGGAUUCUCAGGCAGAUACUUGUAUGGACCACGCUACUUUGUUAAUCAAGAUAUUAUUUUAGUAACGCUAAAUUACCGAUUGGGACCGUAUGGAUUCAUGUCUCUCAAUACACCUGAUGUGCCUGGUAAUCAAGGCCUUAAGGACCAAAGAUUAGCCUUAAAAUGGAUUAAAGAUAACAUUGAAGCAUUUGGUGGUGAUUCUGAUAAAAUAACAAUUUUCGGUGAAAGCGCCGGUGGAGCAUCAGUUGACUUACAAUUUUUGUACAACCAGGAAAAAUUAUUUGAUAAGGUGAUUAUGCAAAGUGGUACAGCGAUAUGUCCCUGGGCGGUAAUAGAACCUGACACAUUAGCACCUCUAAAAUUAUCCGAACACCUUGGUUUUAAAACAUCAAACGCUGAAGAAGCAUUAGCUUUCCUGGCAACGGUUGAUACAAACUUAGUAAUAGCAGCAGCUUCAGAGCUUGAUUUGAUGUUCCGUCCGACUGUGGAAGAAGGUUUUGAUUCCGAUGACAAAUUCAUUUAUGACUACCCCAUCAAUGUAAAGAAAACGAACCUCAGAAACGUGCCCAUACUUAUAGGAUACAACAGUGACGAACGUCUCGCACAAUACGAAACAUUACCAUCCGCAGAUUUUGCAAAGCUAGACCUAUUUAACGAUCAUUUGCAACAUUUUAAUCUAGAUGAUGAAAGUUUUGUUGAAAUGGAGGCACUUUUAAGACAUUUCUAUAUAGGAGACGAAAAAAUUAGUGGGAAUGUCAAAAACGAAUUGAUUAAAUUCGAUUCAGACUUCUGGUUCAAUCAUCCAGUACAGAGAACUAUACAAAAAUAUUUAGACGGCGGAGCGAGGAACAUUUAUCAGUACGUGUUUUCUUAUGAUGGUAAAAGAAAUUUUGUCAAAGACAGAUUAAAUGUAACAGCCGCAGGAGCAGCGCAUGCAGAUGAGAUCGGAUAUUUCUUUGACAUCUCAUACAUGGGGCCACCCUCUUUGGAAGACCAAGUUAUCAUCGAUCGUGUCACCACAUUAUGGGCAAACUUCGUUAAAUUUGGAAACCCCACUCCGGUGACAACAGAAUUAUUGCCCGUACAAUGGCCGUCAGUCACAAAGGAAUCGUUGAACUACCUGAAUAUCGACUCUGAACUCAAAGUUGAAAAGAGGCAUUACAAAUCAAGGAUGGCUUUCUGGGAUCUGUUUUAUAAACUCAAUAAAAAUGCCCAAAUUGGCUACGAAGAGAGUUCUAAGUAAA
Molecule: messenger RNA, 1695 nt
Organism: Spodoptera litura
Lineage: Eukaryota; Metazoa; Arthropoda; Insecta; Lepidoptera; Noctuidae
Product: bile salt-activated lipase-like
Source: RefSeq, a predicted model, not a curated record